AUGACCGAUAACCAGACACUGCCUAUUCGGAUUGCGACUUUCAAGAGAUGUGAACAGCUGCUUGAUUUCAUCAAUGCCGUUAGACUAUAUCGUCUGGGAAUCGACGACCUUCGCCACAUCGGUAUCCGCGCCACUCGAGUUGAACUCAAAGACAACCAAACUCUUUCAUUUGACCCCGUCUACUUCAAGCCCCUAGAGGUUGGAGUCCUUGCUAAGUAUCCCUUCUCUCCGUGCUGGCGAGAAUACGAUCUCGACGAGGGCUACAGUUACAAAUCUAUCCUCGCCCGAAUCCUCCACGUCACCCCAGAAGCCUCCAAUCCACAGAAACUGGCCCAGAAGAAGUACGAGGAGGUCCAGAAGCAUGAACGGCAAUACGGAAGUCACCGACUGCCUCCUUGGGCGGUGCGGGAUCUUGAGAACCAUAUUCACUCGCACCAACGCGGUUAUCGGUCUGGCAUUCCGGGCAUCGGUAGGAUGGGCACGCUGGAAGACCUGACGCCACUAUACCGCAACGAAAACGCAUUCGAGAACGUCCCAUUAUCUUCACGGCUGAUGGAGACUGAUGAGCCAGGGGCAACUAAUUGGCGGUUUUUGUACGCCCUUGAGGAGCCCUUCGGUACUCUGCCUCAUACAAUCGCUUUUUUCUGGAAUUUCGAAAGAGCAGAUGAUGAGACCCUGACGACGAGUGAGGUUCGUGGUGUUCUCAGAUGGACUGUCUGGAUGUAUCAUCGUUAUAUGUUCCGCAAUCAUUCCAUGUUCCCGUGCCUAUCCAUUUGGUAUCUCGGUCCGAAACAUGUGAGAAUUAUCCAAUCCCAUUUCGACGGGGAAACCAUCGUACUGCAAUAUUCUCCUCUCCUGAGCUUUGAGAACAGGAACACAGCACCAACAGAAUUGGUCGUCCGAUAUGCAGCCAGCAGACCACUUACCUAUGGAUAUUAUAUGCAGAUUAAGGGUACAAAGGGAACGGGCAGUAGCUUGGAAGUCAUUUCGGUGUCGACCUUGUCACUUAGUCCUUUCAUUAGCGAUGAGAUAGAGAGAAGGUGGUUUGUCGACCAAGCCCAAGAAUAUACACCAGGCAGCAACAUAUAA
This is a messenger RNA of Aspergillus ibericus CBS 121593, 1089 nucleotides long. RefSeq lists its product as uncharacterized. The record is from RefSeq and is a predicted model, not a curated record. The transcript has 4 exons. Lineage: Eukaryota; Fungi; Ascomycota; Eurotiomycetes; Eurotiales; Aspergillaceae. The coding region runs from base 1 to 1089 and encodes 362 amino acids.